Molecule: messenger RNA, 654 nt
Organism: Fusarium graminearum PH-1
Lineage: Eukaryota; Fungi; Ascomycota; Sordariomycetes; Hypocreales; Nectriaceae
Exons: 1
Coding region: 112-504 (130 amino acids)
Source: RefSeq, a predicted model, not a curated record
CUAUAACCCAACUACAGAAAUAUCAACAUCAUUACAGUUCCAAUUAAAAAUACCUGCUACACCUACUCGCUCACACCCACAAACACACACACUCAAACCCUACAAGUUCCAAUGUGCUUCUUCAACCUCUUCUCAAAACACGACGAAAAGGAUGACUUACCACCACCAAAACCAACAAAUAUUGGUCGCAGAACACCAGAAGCCACAUCCAGACUUCAAGGAAGCAAGUUCUCCAGCGACGCCAGCAGAAGAUCAUCGACAGACAUUCACAAGUACGGUCACGGCUCUGGCAAUGGAUCGUUAGGAGUUGGCGGGCCACAUGGCGGGCCACAUGGUGGUAUAUACGGCGGAGUGAAUGGAGGCAUUUACUCUGGUGUCGGCGGAGGACCCAAUGGAGGAGUCAAUGGCGGUGUUUACGGAGGUGUUUCAGGGACUACGAGUGGUGGUGGACUUGCACCUGGUGGCAUGGGAACGUCGCCUGGUGGAGGAUACGGGUAUUUGUGAUGGAAUUAUCAUGAUUAAUGCGUUUAUGUUUGGCGUUUCGAGUGGAUAGAGGCGUUUAGUCGUGGGUUUAUCUGAGGGCUUUGCAACGCGUUAGGUGAACAAUACCUCGCUUGAUGUUUUAUAUAAGUAAUAUUAUUAGUGCUUCCAUAA